Messenger RNA from Abrus precatorius (Indian licorice), 3139 nucleotides. Its product is annotated as protein FAR1-RELATED SEQUENCE 11. Lineage: Eukaryota; Viridiplantae; Streptophyta; Magnoliopsida; Fabales; Fabaceae. The coding region runs from base 667 to 2706 and encodes 679 amino acids. Gene Ontology annotation, molecular function: zinc ion binding. The record is from RefSeq and is a predicted model, not a curated record. Gene Ontology annotation, biological process: regulation of DNA-templated transcription. The transcript has 3 exons.
UUAGACUCGGAGGAUGGAAGGGAGGAGUGGGAAUGCGAAGAUAUUGGUAGGGGUGGCGGAGUUAGGGUUUCCCUCCAUUUACAGCGCACGCCCGAUUCCCCCUUUCUCUCAUUUCCCCUAACUCUCACAUUAUUGUGUGAUACGGUACCAUUUUUUCUUCCUUCAUUUUCCGAUUAACCUUCACAUCUCACUUUUUUUAAUGUUGCGGUGUGGCUUUUAGCUCAAUUUUUCCUUACUUUUUCUUUUUCUGUAAUUAGUUGUUCAUUCAUAUGUAGCGUUUGGGGUGCUGAUAAUAACAACGAAAAUUGUUGGUUCACCUUUAUUAGGGACGUGCCUGAGAUUGCCAAUAGAGUAGUAGUUUGUAUUCUAUGGUCACGGUCGUUUCAUUUUCUGUUAUCAUGUGUCAUAAGCCAUUGAGGAAAUGUGGACUUGUAUUUAUCGUCUUUGCUGUUUAGACUUUGCUUUUAUUUUAUUUAUUACAAGUGAUGAUGGUAUAUUAUUAUACGCAAGAAAAGAACUAGUCUGUUCUUCUUUUUCCCAUUUGUUAACUUACGAUAUUGGCUGUGUUUUUUUUUUUUUUUUAUCUGUUUGUGACAGCUAAUUGUUUUUCACUUUGUUUAUCCCCCCUAAAAUAUUGGGCAAUCCGGUCACUGGAAAAGAUACAGGAUGUCUGAAGAGGCUGGAUCUAUGUUGGUAGUUUACGAUGAUCCCUCUGACCAACGCUCACUGUCUUUGGACGAUGCAAGCAGCACAGAGGAGUCACCUGAUGAAACCAGGCUCUCCUUAGAAACAACUAAUGAUGCUAUUCCAUAUAUUGGUCAAAGAUUUGCCACUCACGACGCUGCUUAUGAAUUCUAUAGUGAAUUUGCCAAGAGGAGUGGUUUUUCUAUUAGACGUCACCGGACGGAGGGAAAAGAUGGUGUUGGAAAGGGACUUACUAGGCGCUACUUUGUUUGUCACCGUGCUGGCAACACUCCUGUUAAAACAUCAACUGAAAGUAAACCUCAAAGAAAUAGAAAAUCUUCUCGCUGUGGGUGUCAGGCUUACAUGCGGAUAAGCAAAACAACAGAAUUUGGAUCUCCAGAAUGGCGCGUGACUGGUUUUGCAAACCACCAUAAUCAUGAACUUUUAGAACCAAACCAAGUUCGAUUCCUUCCCGCAUACAGAACUAUCUCGGAUGCUGACAAGAACCGAAUACUCAUGUUUGCCAAAACAGGGAUUUCUGUUCAUCAAAUGAUGAGGCUUAUGGAGCUUGAGAAGUGUGUGGAACCUGGAUAUUUGCCAUUUACUGAAAAGGAUGUAAGGAAUUUACUCCAGUCAUUUAGGAAAUUAGAUCCCGAAGAAGAAACCUUAGAUUUAUUAAGAAUGUGCAGAAAUAUUAAGGAGAAAGAUCCUAAUUUUAAAUUUGAGUAUACACUUGAUGCAAACAGCCGUUUGGAGAACAUUGCCUGGUCAUAUGCUUCAUCAAUACAAUUGUAUGAUAUAUUUGGUGAUGCUGUGGUGUUUGAUACCACACACCGGCUAACUGCAUUUGACAUGCCACUAGGGAUAUGGGUUGGAAUAAAUAAUUAUGGUAUGCCUUGCUUUUUUGGCUGCGUGCUUCUACGAGAUGAAACUGUGAGGUCAUUUUCCUGGGCACUGAAGGCUUUCUUAGGGUUUAUGAAUGGGAAGGCUCCACAGACUAUAUUAACCGACCAAAAUAUAUGUCUCAAAGAAGCACUAUCCACAGAAAUGCCGACAACAAAACAUGCUUUCUGCAUAUGGAUGAUCGUAGCAAAGUUUCCAUCAUGGUUUAAUGCAGUUCUAGGGGAACGCUACAAUGAAUGGAAGGCUGAAUUUUAUAGACUUUAUAACCUUGAGUCAGUUGAGGAUUUUGAGCUAGGCUGGAGGGAAAUGGUUUGUUCUUUUGGGCUGCAUUCCAAUCGGCACAUGGUUAAUUUAUAUAGCUCACGCUCUCUUUGGGCGUUGCCAUUUUUGAGAAGCCAUUUUCUUGCAGGCAUGACUACAACUGGUCAGUCAAAGUCAAUUAAUGCUUUCAUUCAACGAUUUCUGAGUGCACAAACUCGGCUUGCACACUUUGUUGAGCAGGUAGCUGUUGCUGUGGAUUUUAAAGAUCAAACUGGAGAACAACAAACCAUGCAGCAGAAUCUCCAAAAUGUUUGCCUGAAAACAGGGGCCCCAAUGGAAUCACAUGCAGCCACAGUCCUUACUCCUUUUGCCUUUUCAAAGCUUCAAGAACAACUUGUGUUGGCUGCACAUUAUGCAUCUUUUUCAAUUGAAGAUGGUUUUCUUGUGAGGCAUCACACAAAAGCUGAGGGAGGUCGGAAAGUUUAUUGGGCCCCUCAGGAAGGAAUUAUAAGUUGUAGUUGCCACCAGUUUGAGUUCACUGGUAUUCUCUGCAGGCAUUCUCUUAGAGUUCUUUCAACAGGAAAUUGCUUUCAGAUCCCAGAUAGAUAUCUUCCCAUUAGGUGGCGUCGAAUCAGCAUGCCUUCUUCUAAGCUUAUCCAAAGUGCACCAAAUGAUCAUGCCGAAAGAGUUAAGUUAUUACAAAAUAUGGUUUCAUCUUUGAUUACAGAAUCUGCUAAAUCUAAGGAACGGUUAGAUAUUGCAACAGAACAAGUUUCCAUCCUUCUGUCUCGCAUACGAGAGCAACCAAUUUCCUUACAAGGUAUCAGAGAAUUUCCUUCCGUGAAUAGGAAUCUUUGACUCCAGGAUACAAAAUAUGACUGAGUUGUUGGUCUGGUUCAAUGAAUGGGAAUUACACCAAAAUGUUAGUGACAAAGCAUAGUAUCAUAUUGAUUGGAUUUAUCAUGCUUAAUUGAAACUAUUUGAAGAGGGAUAGAAGCUGUUUAUUGGCUUGAACUUCUGCAGUGAAAUUUCUGUAGAUUGGUAAACACCAAGUUGCAGUGUAUGACAAGGAUUCUAUUCUGUACAAAAAUGUAUAGGAAAUUUGUUCAUCCGCAUCCUUUAUUUGCUAUCUAUCUGCCAUUUAGACGAUACAGUGAUUUUAGCGGGAUUUCAAGAUCAUAAUGUAAGAACCCUCUCAACCCAAAGAUCCCAUUAAAAUGCGGUCGAGUUUGUUAUCGUUGAUGUAUAAAACAUAGAAUAACUGAAGAAAUUUUCAAUUCUAAUUUUCACU